This is a messenger RNA of Annulohypoxylon truncatum, 843 nucleotides long. RefSeq lists its product as uncharacterized. The transcript is spliced from 4 exons. The record is from RefSeq and is a predicted model, not a curated record. Lineage: Eukaryota; Fungi; Ascomycota; Sordariomycetes; Xylariales; Hypoxylaceae. Bases 1 to 843 code for a protein of 280 amino acids. Gene Ontology annotation, biological process: mycotoxin biosynthetic process.
AUGGAGAAACAUUCACAGGAAUCUCGAGAUCCUCUUCUUCGUCACUCUAUCGAAGAGAACGUCAUUAAUUCAAGUGAUGUCUCGGGCGACCAAAAAGAUGGUUGGUUGCCAAUACGGUCGUGGCUGCGGGGCCACGCUCUUUCCUUGGCGAUAUUAGUCUUGCUACUGUAUAUUGCCGUCGCAUUAACAGUCGAUAUCGCGCUGAGGUUUUCCAUACAACCGUCGAAUGGGAUGUCGGACUAUGUUUUACCUUUAAUGGGAGAUAUCCUACGAUAUGAGGACAGACCUGAAUGGUUUCCUCCGGGAUCUCCCUGGGACCAAGAUCCCUCCGAUGAAUUGGACGAUGCAUGGGACGACUUACUGCAUGCUAUCAAUAUCAGAGUCACAGGCGAUGAACUAGAUAUCCUCGGCAUCAAUAAGACGAACAUGGUCCAGGUGAACGGCGGUGAUUAUAUCGGGUCAAUGGGCGUCUACCAUCAUCUCCACUGUUUGAAUAACCUACGGAUGGUGGUACAUUGGGAUUAUUACGAGCCAAAGUAUCGUGACUCUCCGUACUUCGAUCAUCUUGGAAAAGCACACUCUGAUCACUGUAUCAACGUCCUUCGUCAGGCUGUAAUGUGCCAUGCGAACACUGCAAUAACAACAUUCGAGUGGGUUGAUGGAGAGACUUCGCUUGAUGGCAAGGAACAGAGGCUGGACGCUACGACAACAUGCACGAAGUGGGAGAGCUUUGACAACUGGGCACGUCAGAGACUGCUCAUCGCCGGGAAUUACACAUACCGGCCGGGGCCAUUCGAACGCAAUAAGCCGAAGGCUAAGCCGCACAACAAAGACAUAGAAUAA